CCCCUCCCUCCCUCUCUUCCUCGCCUCCUUCCGCGCGGAGGGACGGACGGUGGGAUGGGGAGAGAAGUUUGCCUGCGGCGCGCUUCGCUCAACAUUAAACUGUAUUUCAUAUUAGGGGGAAACAGCAACAAGAGGAGCCCUGCGGAGAAAGCUUUCCAGGGAAUGCUGAGGGAAUAUCCGAAAGCUUAGACACAAACGCCAUUCACAGCUGACCCUCUUUCUUCACUCUUUCGAUUAAAUAUAAACCAAGACAAACCAUUAAUGUCGCCGAACUAAAAAGGUAGAGGCUCGGGUCCAGUCGGAGGGUGCUUUCUAAUUUAAUUUGUGGAGGAAGAAGAAGAAGACGGGCAAAGCGAAACAACAACAACAAAAAAAAAAAAGACGACCUUCCGAGUGAGGAAAAAAAAACAAAGAGUCCGACUCAGAAUGAAUAACAACAAAAUAGAGAAGGAAAACGAGCAGAGUGAAUUCACCAACCACGAAGAGGAGGUCCGAACACUAUUCGUCAGUGGGCUACCGCUGGAUAUCAAACCACGGGAGCUGUACCUCCUCUUCAGACCAUUUAAGGGCUACGAAGGAUCCUUGAUAAAACUCACUUCUAAACAGCCGGUGGGGUUUGUCAGCUUUGACAGCCGAUCAGAGGCAGAGGCUGCUAAGAAUGCGUUGAACGGGGUCCGUUUUGAUCCAGAGAUCCCCCAAACUCUGCGGCUGGAGUUUGCCAAGGCAAACACCAAGAUGGCCAAAAACAAGCUGGUCGGCACGCCCAACCCCCCUCCGUCCCAACAAAGCCCCGGUCCACAGUUCAUUAGCAGAGACCCAUAUGAGCUCACAGUGCCUGCUCUAUAUCCCAGCAGCCCAGAUGUGUGGGCGUCAUACCCGCUGUACCCGGCAGAGCUGUCGCCGGCCCUUCCACCCGCUUUCACCUACCCCUCCUCGCUCCAUGCUCAGAUUCGUUGGCUCCCACCUGCAGAUGGAACUCCUCAGGGAUGGAAGUCCAGACAGUUCUGCUGAAGUAUGUGUUCCUGAUGUGUGAUGGUGGCCGUGGCCGGCUGUGACGGACGUUGCUGUUUGCUUCUUCUAUUAGAAACUAGGAGGACUGACCUGAUUCCAGAUCCUGCCGCGACGCACCGUCGACAGCUGCAGCCUUAAGGGCUUCAGGACAUACUAGACCCCAGCCUCCAUCGCACAUCAAGCCCCAAUGCCGGACCCCUUCCAGAAGUCUUUGCAACUUGUUUUUUUUAUACUGUUACAUACUCGAGCUUUGCAGGCAGCGCUAUGGCUACACCUCCUCUGAAACGUAAGAUGGAAACACCCCUUGUUUACCGAUGGCUCUGCGUUGAGCAUAUGCAAACGUAUGGAAAAACAACAGGAGGGGAUCCAUGGAAGUGUAGCUAAAGUGCUAAAGAGUACUGUUAUAAUACUAGAAUUAUUACUAUUCUGCAUAUCAUUCAUAUCAAUGUUAUUAUGAUAAAUACAUGUCGAAGCAUGACUUUGCAAAAAAAAAUUAGAAAAAUACAACAAUGCUGUACAUUUUUAGAUAUUUUAAAGAAAUACAAAAAAGUAUUUUUGUAAUCAAGACGAUGUUGAAAUGUUUUGAUCCUUUCAUGUUGUGUAUGAGAAAUUGUCAUACCUUUAUUAUUAUUAUUAUUAUUUUUCUUUGCCUUUUUAUGUUUUGUGCCAUUUAUCAAAUAACAAGUCGCUGUUCCAUGCCAAGGCAGUGAUGAGUUUGCCUCAGUGUCUUUUUUACACAAAUCAGUGGAUUUCGGUUCGCUCUUUUUUUUUUGUAUUGGAGUGAGGUAUAUCAGAGCCCUUUUUUUUGCCCUUUAGGGUGUCAUAAUCAGAUCUGCUAAAAGAGGCAUCGACAAGGUUAAAGCCAUCGCCAGUGAAAGUAAAAAGUGACCCCAGAGAUGGCAGAGAUUGCCAAACACAACUCCACUAUUAUUAGAAAUAUGCUCCUUCAUUUUCUAGUAAGAGGACAACAGCCAAGUACAGAGAAACAAAAGACCAAAGGCAUUUAUUUUAGUUUUUUUACACUGGUGUGCUAUUUAGAAUUCAAUUUCUGACUGCUUUGUAGUCCUCGGUCUGAUUUCCUUAUGAAGUACGACAUUAUUUUUGCUGCAUGUCCCUUUUGGUGUCACUCCAAAGAGUCCUUCAGCAUCUGAAAGAAUUUUCACUUUAAGCGAUUUGUCACUUAUGUCUAUUUUUAGGAAGCCUGUGUGAUUUGACUAACUUUUGUCGUUUUUGAAUUUGCAUAUUAAUGAUGGGGGGGGGGGGGGUAAUAAUCAUUUCUAAUCUGGUGUCUUUCUGCAAUAACAUCGGCUGUACGACAUAUCAUGGACUGAUCAUGUUUCUGUGACAUUUUUAAUGGCAAAAUUAUAAUCCCUGUCCCAUUUGUAGAAAAAUUUUAACUCUUGUACUCAGUUCUAGUACUUUUAUGAUAAAGUCACAUGUCAUAUUGAUGUGGCGAUAAAGAAAAAACUCUGAAAUGCUGUAAGAAAUAAACAAUACUCCUUGUCAUCUUUACCCCAGAUGUGUAAAACCAUCUUGAAAUAGUUGAAUCAUGUGCAUUCAUCAGUGUUUCUUCAUGUUGAAUAAUAAUAUGCAUCACAUAAAGGUGGAACAUAUCACCUGAGUACAUGAAGACUUUUUUUUUUCUUUUACAAUUUUAAACCAAGUGUAGAGUCAAAUUUAUUAGAACAAGUAUUUAUACAAAAAGGUGUGCGUGUGUUUUUAAAAGUUUUUUUUUCUUUUCAAAGAUCAUAGAGGAUGCCUAUUGUUUAAUUCACUGUAAGUAUUAUUGUAAGUUCAAUUGUAUAAUCAUUUGAUAAUUUUUCUAGAGCGUCUUUUGGUUUGUAGCUGUCCAAUUGGAACAGUGUGUUUGAUAUGUGAAUACUGCUAUAAUUCACUGUGAAAGUCAGAGAACAAGUAGAUCUUUUCAUGUUUUUCCAGCCUUAUGGUACAAAAAUUCCUGGAAGUUGAUGAGACGAUCCCUCUGUUUGUUGAUGAAAGAUAUUCCUUUGCUUGGUUCAGUGUGUAACUGUGUGUUGUGCAUGUUCACGGCAUGUGUUUGUUCUUUUUCUUAAUACAUGCAGUGCUGUUGAUAUUUAUGUACUUUAGCCGCCGUGAGGAGGAAAUCGACCUCAGUGGGUUGCAGAUGUUUGUUGGUUUGAAACAAAAAAAAAAAAAGAUGAUCAAAUGGAGUUGUUUUUAUGAAUAUGUUAAAUGAAGACAUGUUGGUUCAUCUGCCAUUAAAGAUUGACAUUAAAACUGC
Messenger RNA from Girardinichthys multiradiatus, 3271 nucleotides. RefSeq names its product RNA-binding protein with multiple splicing-like. Gene Ontology annotation, molecular function: mRNA binding. NCBI's taxonomy places the organism in Eukaryota, Metazoa, Chordata, Actinopteri, Cyprinodontiformes, Goodeidae. Bases 427 to 1011 code for a protein of 194 amino acids. The transcript is spliced from 9 exons. The record is from RefSeq and is a predicted model, not a curated record.